AAAAAUUUUGGAAGAAAAAAAAUGAAUAAUAAAUAGGUGGAAAUAUUUGGAAGGGAAGCGGGGUAAUUCCAGUCUGUAGUUAUGUCAAAAUAUUAAAGUUGUGUUAAGAUCAACUGUUCUAGAUUUCUUCGCCAAAUUACGUUUUAUUCAGUCACAGGUUUUAAAAAUGUGCAAAUGUUGUUAUUCACCGGAAAUUAGCCGGUGUCAGCUGAUUUAGUUCCGUUAUAAAUAGGUGUCCACUAUACCGUCAUUACAUCAGAAGAGGAGGAAAAGAAACCAUUGAAGAAGUUAAAUUAGGGAUUAUGCAGGCUAAGGCCGCCCUUUCAGAUGUGAUCAAACGUAUAAUGUGAAAUAAACGGAUAUUAAUUAGUGUGAGGACAAAUGGCUUCAACAUAGAGAGACAACUGGCAAAACGAAAGGAAGAAGAAGCCAGUGUAGACGGAGAUGGAAGACACUCGGUGGCAUUACCGGCUGGUUAAAGAAAGAUCACACGUGUCUGUGGAGUGCUCAGCCACUUGCACGUUAAUUUCACGAGCAGGCUGUUCCAUUGAUCGGAUCAACUGGAACCCUCGACGUCGUAAGCGACGGAGUGCCAAUGACAACAACAAAGAAAGAUCGACUCUAUAAUUUGUUAAGAUGUGUGGGAGACAGAAGACGAAAAUGUAUGAUAGCCGAAGCCUGUCCGCAUGGUACACAAUAGAAGAACAUUAAUCAAACGUAGAUAAUUUCUACCUUAAUUAAACUAACUGUUCUCCUUUUCCGGAGGUAAAGACAGCUAUUCCAAUUGCUAAGCAACUAACAGGAAGUAGUCGUAAACAAACUUGUCAUUCAAACCGCGAACUCUCAAUAAACAAAUUUGACACCAAUGACAAAUUGAGAAGAAAAAAUAAUAAACAAAUGGAGAUUUUAGGAGUGGAAAAUUAUAUUCGAAAUGCUUAUAAGAUAAAAGAUACCUCAUUGAACUUGAGCCAUCGUUGUCUAACUGUGAUACCAUCGAAACUGAUUGAUUUGAAAUGGAUUCAUAAAUUAAUGCUUAAUAAUAAUAAUCUGCUUUUACCCCCAGAAGUCAGUGAAUUAGUUGAGUUGGAAGAACUUACAUUGGACCAUAACAUGCUUACUCUUCUACCGAACGAAAUAGAGAAAUUACAAAAUCUGAAAAGACUCAUUUGCUGUCACAACCCACUUGGAACAGUCAUGCCAGAAAUUGGUUACCUGCAUCAGCUGCAAGAACUUUGGUUGAACGCUUGUCAGCUCAUGUUUUUACCGAAGGAAAUUGGCAACUUGAAAAACUUGUGUAAAUUCAGUGCAAAAAUCAAUAAGUUGAAUUCCAUACCAGAUACUAUUGGUGGACUUACUAAACUUCAUUGGAUUAACUUGUCCAGUAAUUUAGUCUCAGACCUUCCUGAAAGUUUUGGCAAUCUUCGCUCGCUCAACCAUGUCAACUUGAGUUGUAAUAAGUUUAAGACGCUUCCACAGUGUUUUCUUAGUUUACCACAAAUUAUGAUGUUGGACUUGAGGGAAAAUGAAAUAGCUGACAUCCCUGACGACUUCCUGACAGCGUUUCCUAACUUGAAUCGACUUGACUUGAGGGAGAACCUAAUUCAGAAAGCACCACAGUCAUGGCAGAAUGUUGGUUAUAUCUUAACUGGGAAAUGUGAAGACGAUGUUAUUUUGGUUGAUCCAAACUACUUCAAAAUAAGGAAGCAUAAAACACACUGUAGUCAGAGAGAACACAGCUGCUCCAAAACCAACAUUUGUGAAGAGAUUACUAAUCAGACCGAAAGAAACAAGACCAUUUCUACCAGGGACAAAGAUGCUGCCUAAACCAAGGCCAUUAAGGAUGUGAUUACAGAGAAUGGGGGUCAUAUCUCAGCUGUCAGGGUUAAACAAGACUUUGCCAGAAGCGACUGGGAUGUAAAUAACAGCAGUGUUAGGCAAAAAGGAAGUAUUGUCCAGGUUGAAGCUACCAAUGUAAGGACUAUGGAAGACACAAAAGGUUUGACCUCUUUGAGCAAUGUUAAAGAAAACUUGGUUGUCCAAGAUGAAUCAGUCAGAAUUGAAAUGGGAGAAAAUAAAAUGAAUUGUAUACAUAUUCUACAAAAUUCUGAAUAUAAACCUCCUUAGAUUUGUUUGAGUAACAAGCAUUUUUAUUUACCUUAAUAAAAAUACAGAAUUUAUUCCCAAAGUUGCUUUCAUAAAUCCCUGUAACCUUGUCGAGCCAUCGAGACACCCACGAAGAAUUUUUUCUUUGUGGCAUAGGUUUCCUAAACUGGAUGAGAAGACUUGGAAUUAGCACAGAAAUUUAACAAAAAUAAAAGACAAUUUUGUAUGGUGUUGUCUCUGUAGCUGUAAACCUAUAAACACACUGUGGUGCCUGCUAACAGCUUGGUGGACUGAGCUGCUGAAAGUUAAGUGUAUUAUCAAGGACAUAACACUGGACAAUGACAAGAUGCAAAUUGCAGCUGCCUUGACUAUUUGCUUCUUCAUUAUAAACUCAACAUUCCACUCUCUCAUAUGUAUUUAUAUAAAUUCUUACAAAAGUUC
Molecule: messenger RNA, 2544 nt
Organism: Octopus bimaculoides (California two-spot octopus)
Lineage: Eukaryota; Metazoa; Mollusca; Cephalopoda; Octopoda; Octopodidae
Cellular component (GO): cytoplasm
Molecular function (GO): protein binding
Source: RefSeq, a predicted model, not a curated record